AUGUGGAAGCACGCUUAUAAUCCGAUUGAAAGACGCGAAAGUCUUUGGCACCUGGAAGCGACUCGAGAGAGGCGGGCCUGCAUUUUUACUAAUAAAAGGAGUGCAUACAGUAGAUCUAACUCUAACAGCAGCCGAUCGGCACGUCCUCGCCCCCGUGCUCACCGACGACGGCCGCUGCCCCGCCCCGACCGAUUGUGCCGUGACCGCCGCCCUCCUCUUCUCCUGCGCCCUCUCCUCCUUAGUCCUUCCUCCUCACCUUCACCGACAGCGCGGUUCCACGACCCCGCGACCCGCCACGUCCGUUAUGGCUUCGUCACCGUUCGCGGCCUCCUAGUCAUCGACGGCCACGGGCCACUUCCUCCCGGCCUCGCCACCCGCCACCGCCUCAAGCCCGUCGACUUCGUGCACGCCUUCGCGAAGCCAUUUCAUUGGCGGACGCCAUUGGCCAUCCGACGCAGCCAUCGGGCUUUGCUUCAUGUUGCUCUUCCGCCCUCCGCCCGAUUCCUUCGAUCAAUUUUCGCGAAAGAGCAAAGUCACUCCAACUGUUUCCUCCCCUUCCUCCGCCGCCGCCGCCGCCGCGGCUUUAGAUGUUAUAUUUCGGCUAUGAUCUCCGCUUCCUCUUCCUCCUCGACCACCGACGCCCCGCGAAACCACAAAUCCACCGCCGCCGCCAGGCCGAACCAGAAUAAUAAUGCUGCCGCCGCGCUCGUCGUUCCUUCGCCUUCCGUUCUCUCCCCGUCGCAGUCCUCCUCCUCCAGCGUCUCCUCCCACCGCCCCUCCUCCUCCUCAUCGGGCGGCGGAGGAGGAAGCGGCGGCGCCAGCCAGGCCUGCGCCGUCUGCAAGUUCCAGCGACGGAGAUGCAGGCCCGAAUGCCUCCUCGCGCCGUUCUUCCCGGCGAAGGACGCCGCCAAGUUCCAGAACGCCCACCGCCUGUUCGGCGUCAGUAACAUCCAGAAGAUCGUCCGCCCGCUCGAUCCCCUCCAGCGCGCCGUCGCCAUGGAGACCAUCAUCUACGAGUCCGACAUGCGCGCCGCCGACCCCGUAUCCGGCUGCCUCGGCGUCGUCCACCAGCUCCAGUGCCAGAUACGCCAUGACUUCGCCGAGCUCGAGUUCGUCCUCAAUAAGCUCAACGCCUGCCGCGCCGCCGCCACCGCCGCCUCCCAGCAACAGAGGCAGGUACCGGCCGCCAUCGCCCUUCAGGCCGCCGGUGUCAUCGCCGAUCAAGACGAACUGAACGGCAUCUUUGCCCCUUCGGCGAUGAUCCACCAUCCACAGCAAGCCGAUCACGAUCAGUUCAGCAAUAAUUACUUCUGCUACGACGACGACGACAAGGAACAGAGCGUGCUGGUUCCCAACUCCGGCAUCAACGCCGCCAAUUAUAACGACGACGUCAUCAAUGAACACCAGAAAUACUUGACCCUGCAGCCUUUUCAGAACCAUCAGGGCAUCGUCGAGGGGGACGCCAUCAUCGACAAUCAGGCUGCGGCUUUGAUCGCCGACGACGAUAACGAAUUAGCUCUACCAGACGGCGGCGGAAUGUUCGGUUCUAUGCGUAUGCGUUGCAGCUUACAAGUAGAUCAAUUGAGGGGCGGGCAAAACCCAGUGGAAUACGUGCAGGUGCAGGGGCAGGAGCACGAUCUGAAGGGCGCUGCCUCUUUGUUUACCCUCACCAACUACAACAACACUUGAUUUUUCUUCUUUUCCAUUCUUA
Molecule: messenger RNA, 1711 nt
Organism: Zingiber officinale
Lineage: Eukaryota; Viridiplantae; Streptophyta; Magnoliopsida; Zingiberales; Zingiberaceae
Exons: 3
Coding region: 1-1689 (562 amino acids)
Source: RefSeq, a predicted model, not a curated record